Messenger RNA from Sclerotinia sclerotiorum 1980 UF-70, 6675 nucleotides. RefSeq lists its product as hypothetical. Gene Ontology annotation, cellular component: nucleus. Gene Ontology annotation, molecular function: nucleic acid binding; ATP binding. Lineage: Eukaryota; Fungi; Ascomycota; Leotiomycetes; Helotiales; Sclerotiniaceae. Bases 1 to 6675 code for a protein of 2224 amino acids. The record is from RefSeq and is a predicted model, not a curated record. The transcript has 2 exons.
AUGACGGACCAACAGCGCGAUGUAUCGCAGUAUAAAUAUGCGGCGAUGUCCAACCUGGUUCUCCAGGCGGAUCGUAGAUUCGUUACUCGCCGCAACGAUGAGGUGACAGGAGAUCCAGAAUCACUUGCGGGGCAAAUCAGCAUUCGGGAUAUGGGGUCGCGAACUGCACGCGAGGACGCGCCGAAACAGAAGAAGAAAGCUUCGGGCCUUCCAGAUGUUGAGAGAGGAGGUUAUCGCGAAGGCGAGGAUGUCUUGGAACGAGAACAGCGCAAACGCAAGCGUGGAGAGCCAGCACAACUUCGAGGAAGUGGAAUAUUGUCGGCAGCAGAUGCAUUGGUUGAGGGAAUUCGGUACAGACCUAGGACUUCGGCGACGCGAGCAACUUACGAUCUUAUUUUAACUACAGUAGCUAAUAAUCUCGGAGACGUUCCCCAUGAAGUUGUUCGAAGCGCCACGGAUGCUGUGUUGGAGUAUUUAAAAGACGACGACAUGAAAGAUUUUGACAAGAAGAAGGAAAUUGAUGAUCUACUAGGCGCCAGUAUGAAUCCGAAACAGUUCAACGAGCUCGUGAACCUAGGCAAAAAAAUUACAGAUUACGACGCGCAGGAUGAAGACGAAGAAAUGGCAGAUGGAGACAACAGCGGCGAAAAUGGCGCGGAAAUAGAUGACCGCCAGGGAGUAGCGGUUGUAUUCGACGACAAUUCCGACGACGAGGGUGAUGAAGUGCUUAAUGAAAUUCGAGAAGAGUCGUCCGAAGACGAGGAUGAUGCACAAGAUCGUCCUGGUGACGAGGAAGUCGCUAUGGCUGGUGGUGCCGGAGUCGAUAGAGAUGAAGAACCCCAGGAAAUACCCGAAGAGGAAGCAAUAAUUAUGGACUCUGGUUCCGUGCAGAAUGCUGACUCAGCUAAAGACAAGAAAGAUUUCAUACCAGCUCGUGAAAUUGAUGCAUAUUGGUUGCAACGACAGAUUGGCUCAGUUUACACGGAUGCUCAUGUACAGCAAGUUAAAACGCAGGAAGUUCUGCAUACACUUUCUGGAGCACCCGCUGAAGAAGGUGGCGAUGAGAGGCCUCUUAGAGAAAUCGAAAAUGAUCUCGCAGAACUGUUUGACUACGAGCAUCACGAGCUGGUACAUAAGCUGAUCGCGAACCGGGAUAAAAUAGUCUGGCUUACGCGUUUAGCUCGAGCUGAAGAUGCUGAAGCUCGAGGUGUUGUUGAGCGUGAGAUUGCUUCCGAGGGACUACGAUGGAUUUUGGACGAGCUUCGUGGAGUUGCUCCAGGAGAUGGAUCAAAGAAACGGAAACUGGAAAUUAAAAUGGACAUCGACGUUCCAGCUGAAUACAUCAAUGGCGGCACGAAGAAUGAGGAAAAGGACAAAGAUGGUUUGGUUGGUGGACUGCAACCACGAAAGCUCAUCAACCUUGAAAAUCUCGUCUUUGACCAAGGCAAUCAUUUGAUGACGAACCCUAAGGUCAAAUUGCCCGAGGGGUCUACCAAGCGAACGUUUAAAGGAUACGAAGAGAUUCACGUGCCACCUCCCAAGAAACGCAACGACCCUUCCGAUCGUGAUAUUCCGGUUACGGAAAUGCCUGAAUGGGCACGGGUGCCGUUCUCAUCUACAGUGAAGCUCAACAAGAUUCAAUCUCAGUGCUUCCCGACAGCUUUUGAGGAUGAUGGUAACAUGCUCAUUUGCGCGCCCACUGGAAGUGGUAAGACCAAUGUUGGAAUGUUGACUAUAUUACGAGAAAUCGGUAAAAACCGCAACCCAGAGACUGGAGAAAUCAAUCUGGACGCAUUUAAAAUAGUUUACAUUGCACCUCUCAAAGCCUUAGUUCAAGAACAAGUUGGAAAUUUUGGUGCUAGACUGAAGCCAUAUGGUAUCAAGGUUUCCGAAUUGACUGGAGAUCGUCAGCUCACGAAGCAACAAAUUGCCGAUACCCAAAUCAUUGUGACGACCCCUGAAAAAUGGGAUGUCAUCACUAGAAAAGCUACUGAUCUGAGUUACACCAAUCUUGUCCGUCUCAUCAUUAUUGACGAGAUCCAUCUUUUGCACGAUGACCGUGGACCAGUUCUAGAAAGCAUUGUGAGUCGGACGAUUAGAAAGAUGGAGCAGACGGGCGAUCCUGUUCGUCUGGUCGGUCUUUCAGCCACAUUGCCAAAUUACCGUGAUGUCGCAAGCUUUCUUCGCGUCGACCCUCUCAAAGGGAUGUUCCAUUUUGAUGGAUCAUACCGUCCUUGUCCGCUUCGCCAGGAAUUUGUUGGCAUAACAGAAAAAAAGGCCAUCAAACAACUAAAGACAAUGAAUGACGUGACUUAUACCAAGGUUUUGGAGCACGUAGGCAAGAAUCGAAACCAGAUGAUUAUUUUUGUGCACUCUCGUAAGGAGACAGCAAAAACAGCUAGAUACAUUCGAGACAAAGCCCUGGAAAUGGAGACGAUUGGACAAAUAUUGCGGAGUGAUGUGUCGGGAACUCGAGAAACUCUUAGUUCCGAGGCUGAGGAGGUUAGCGAUCGGGAGCUUAAGGAUUUGUUACCAUACGGUUUCGGGAUCCAUCAUGCUGGUAUGAACAGGCCUGAUCGAACAUCUGUCGAGGAACUCUUUCAUGAAGGUCUAAUUCAAGUCCUUGUAUGCACUGCUACAUUGGCAUGGGGUGUCAACCUACCAGCGCACACUGUCAUUAUUAAAGGUACUCAAGUCUAUUCCCCGGAAAAAGGCAGCUGGGUGGAACUCAGUCCCCAAGAUGUACUUCAAAUGCUUGGACGUGCUGGUCGACCGCAGUACGACACUUACGGGGAAGGUAUCAUCAUCACCACGCAGAACGAAAUGCAGUAUUAUCUGUCACUCCUGAAUCAACAAUUGCCGAUCGAGAGUCAGUUUGUUAGCAGAUUGGUAGACAACCUAAAUGCAGAGGUUGUUCUUGGCAAUGUCCGUAGUCGAGACGAAGGUGUCGAGUGGUUAGGAUACACCUAUUUAUUCGUCCGAAUGCUUCGAUCACCUGGAUUGUAUAGCGUAGGAGCCGAUUAUGAAGAUGACAGUGCACUUGAGCAAAAACGAGUUGAUUUAAUUCAUUCUGCUGCUAUGGUUCUGGAGAAGUCUAACCUUAUCAAAUACGACAAGAAGACUGGCAAACUACAAGCGACCGAGCUUGGCAGAAUUGCUUCUCAUUAUUACAUUACACACGGCUCCAUGUUGACUUAUAAUCACCACCUCCAACCAUCGAUCACACCAAUUGAGCUCUUCCGCGUAUUUGCGUUGAGCGACGAGUUCAAGUACAUCCCAGUUCGCCAAGAGGAAAAGUUGGAACUGGCCAAACUUUUGGGACGUGUGCCAAUUCCCGUAAAAGAGAGUGUUGAGGAACCCCAUGCCAAAAUAAAUGUACUGCUACAAGCUUAUGUUUCGAGAUUGAAACUGGACGGACUUGCGUUAAUGGCAGAUUUGGUCUACGUCACUCAAUCAGCUGGAAGAAUCUUGCGUGCUAUCUUCGAAAUCACUCUCAAAAAGGGCUGGUCAUCGGUAGCUAAGACAGCUUUGGAACUUUGCAAAAUGGCAGAGAAGCGUAUGUGGCCCACUAUGUCACCUCUUCGACAAUUCCCCGGAUGUCCCCGGGACAUCGUACAAAAAGCCGAAAGAAUUGACGUCUCAUGGGCCAACUACUUCGAUCUUGAUCCACCACGUAUGGGCGAAUUGCUAGGCCUUCCGAAAGCUGGCCGAACUGUCUGCAACCUCGUUGCAAAAUUUCCCCGAUUAGAACUUCAGGCACAAGUACAGCCAAUGACGAGAUCAAUGUUGAGGGUGGAAUUAACCAUCACGCCCAAGUUUGAGUGGGAUGAAGAAAUUCAUGGCGCUGCGGAAAGCUUUUGGAUCAUAGCCGAAGAUUGUGACGGCGAGGACAUACUUUUCCAUGAUCAAUUUAUCCUUCGUAAAGAUUUUGCUCAAUCCGAGAUGAAUGAGCAUCUUGUCGAAUUCACGGUCCCCAUCACAGAACCCAUGCCGCCACAUUAUUUUAUCACCGUCAUCUCGGAUCGAUGGAUGAAUUGUGAGACCAAGCUUGCAGUCUCGUUCCAGAAACUCAUCUUACCUGAGAAAUUUCCACCUCAUACACCAUUGUUGGAUUUGCAGCCUCUACCUGUUGCAGCACUGAAAAUCGAUGAAUUCAGAUCGCUUUAUCCUGACUGGGAUCGCUUUAACAAAAUCCAAACACAAACAUUUAAAUCACUUUUUGAUACAGAUGACAAUGUUUUUGUUGGAGCGUCCACAGGAAGCGGCAAGACUGUUUGCGCAGAGUUUGCGUUACUCCAUCACUGGAAGAAGGCCGACUCGGGACGUGCUGUCUAUAUCGCUCCGUUCCAAGAACUUGUUGAUCUUCGACAUCUAGAUUGGCAAAAGCGUUUUUCGACGCUUCUCGGAGGCAAAGAAAUCGUGAAGCUCACAGGAGAAACCACUGCCGACCUCAAACUUUUGGAGAGGGGUGAUUUAAUCCUUGCUACUCCUUCCCAAUGGGAUGUCUUAUCGCGACAAUGGCAACGGCGAAAGAACAUUCAGAAUGUUCAAUUAUUCAUCGCAGAUGAACUGCACAUGCUUGGUGGGCAGGCUGGAUUUGUUUAUGAAAUCAUUGUCUCUCGCAUGCAUUACAUCCGAUCACAAACUGAAUUACCACUGCGAAUCGUGGGCCUGGGUGUCUCACUUGCCAAUGCUCGUGACAUCGGAGAAUGGAUUGACGCGAAGAAGCAUAACAUCUACAACUUCAGCCCCCACGUCCGUUCAGUUCCUCUAGAGCUUCAUAUUCAGUCAUUCACUAUUCCCCAUUUCCCCUCUCUCAUGCUUGCUAUGGCGAAGCCAACCUACCUUGCCAUAAAUCAAAUGUCGCCAGACAAGCCUGCUCUGGUAUUCGUUCCUAGUAGAAAGCAGGCUCGUGCUACUACCCGUGAUUUACUCCUUGCAUGUGUAGCUAGCGAUGACGAAGAUCGUUUCCUACACGCCGACGUCGAUGAGAUGAAGCCUUUACUAGAGCGCAUCCAAGAAGAAGCACUUGCAGAGUCUAUCUCGCACGGCAUAGGUUAUUUUCAUGAGGCUCUUAGCACGGGCGAUAAACGUAUUGUGAAACACCUUUACGAUAAUGGUGCCAUACAAGUAAUGGUUGCGUCUCGUGAUGUUUGCUGGGAACUUGAUUCCAAAGCACAUUUAGUUAUUGUGAUGGGUACGCAGUUCUAUGAAGGCAGGGAGCACCGCUAUGUUGAUUAUCCUCUUAGUGAGAUACUGCAGAUGUUCGGCAAAGCAACACGACCCAUGGAAGACAAAAUUAGUAAAGGCGUUCUGAUGGUACCAGCAGUCAAAAGAGAGUACUACAAGAAGUUCUUGAAUGAAGCUCUUCCGAUUGAGAGUCACCUCCAGGUGUACUUACAUGAUGCUUUCGUGUCUGAGAUCAGUACAAAAAUGAUCGAGUCAGCUAGUGAUGCCAUCAAUUGGACUACUUUCACGUACUUCUAUCGAAGAUUACUUGCCAAUCCUAGCUACUACAGUCUCAAAGACACAUCCCAUGAAGGUUUGAGUGCUCACCUCUCGGAGCUUGUAGAAACUACCUUGAAAGACUUGGCCGAGUUCAAGAUCAUUGAUUUGGAUGAAGAGGAUGAUUCUGUCACUCCAUUAAAUGCAGCGAUGAUUGCUGCUUAUUACAACAUUUCGUACAUAACCAUGCAGACCUUUUUGCUGUCUUUGACUGGUCGCACUAAGCUUAAGGGUAUUCUGGAAAUUGUCACUUCGGCGACCGAGUUCGAAUCCAUCCAGAUUAGGAGACACGAAGAUAGUCUACUACGUAGAAUAUAUGAUAGACUUCCUGUCAAGAUGGCACAACCAAGCUUUGAUUCGCCUCACUUCAAGGCAUUUGUACUUCUUCAAGCUCAUUUUUCCAGAAUGCAGCUACCGAUCGACCUUGCUAAAGAUCAAGAGAUUAUCCUGACGAAAGUCCUCGGUCUCUUAAGUGCUACCGUGGAUGUCUUGUCUUCGGAUGGCCACAUCAACGCCAUGAAUGCCAUGGAAAUGUCGCAAAUGGUUGUACAAGGGAUGUGGGACCGCGACAGUCCUCUGAAACAGAUUCCUCACUUCACACCUGAGGUCAUCAAAGCUGCAAAUGAAUCUGGUAUCAAGGACAUCUUCGAGUUUAUGGAUGCGAUGGACCCUUCCGAAAAUCCAGACUAUGAAGCUCUCAUUAAACGACUGGGUCUCUCGCAAACUCAAUUAGCGCAGGCUGCCCACUUUACAAAUUCUAAGUAUCCUAACAUCGAGCUUGACUUUGAAGUGGAGGAUCCGGAGGAGAUUGUAUCUGGAUCACCAGCUUACAUUAAAAUUAAGAUUUUACGAGAUGUUGACGAGGAUGAUGAUGCGGCAGAGGUGGACACGUCUGUACAUGCUCCUUUCUACCCCGCGAAGAAAAUGGAGAAUUGGUGGUUAGUUGUGGGUGAUGAAAGCUCGAAAACUUUACUUGCGAUCAAACGGGUCACAAUCGGAAAAGCGCUGAAUCUUCGGCUUGAGUUUACAGUACCUACACCAGGGGAGCAUGAUUUGAAGUUGUUCCUCAUGAGCGACAGCUAUGUGGGUGUCGAUCAAGAUCCCAGUUUCCAUGUCUCGGUGGCAGAAGGAAUGGACGAAGAUGAUGAAGAAGACGAAGAUGAAGAAUGA